This is a messenger RNA of Lymnaea stagnalis (great pond snail), 14251 nucleotides long. NCBI's taxonomy places the organism in Eukaryota, Metazoa, Mollusca, Gastropoda, Lymnaeidae. The record is from the annotation of a GenBank genome assembly.
GCAGAGGUCAAGGUGCUCUUCCCAUAAAAGUGCGGCAUCUAUUGUGUCAGUUAUCUAAUUUUCCAGGUUAUCAUCGAAUUCAACUGUUAGUAAUUGUUACCUUUAUAUUCAUUAAUUUACGGAGAGAAUCAAAUUUAUACCACUGAUUUCAUUAACGUGAUUUUUGCGUUUUUGAUUGAUCCUGAGAGUGAGUUGUGUUGUACAUUUUAUAUUUUAAGUAAGGUUCUUUCACGAAUUUUGUGCUGACAUUGAAAUGAUCGAUUCUGAUGAAACUUGUAUUUGACUCUUUGACCCCAUUCGUCAGUAAAAGUAAAUAAUAGAGACGUAAAUUUUUCUUGAUGCUAAAAAAGAAGGUGUAAUAACUUCAUGGCCUACAAACUUCACUACUGAUAGUAGCCUAAUUAUAAAAUAUGAUAUAUAAAAUUUUAGUUGCUAGCUAUAACUAUAAGUUACUAUAAUUUAUAUAACUAUACUAAAACAGCACUAAGACUAAAACUAUAUUAUAAACUAGACCAAGUUACUACUCAGACUCAGAGACUACUCACUAAUUAUUUUAAAUUUAUAAUAAACAUAUUAUUAAGGCUAAGAAGAUUAGUAAUAAUAAAAAGAAAGAUGUGGCGGCCAGCCCCAUUUGGCUACUUCACUACUUCACUUAUUUAAUUAGUCAUAAUUAGUAAACUUAACUUAGUAGACUGCCUAGCCGCCCUAGCUGCGCCCUAGAGUGACUUUAAAUGACUAGAAUAGUGGCCUAGACUUAUACCAUGGGCAACCUAAAAAAAUGGCAUGCAUAGUCAAAAAAAUGGCAUGCAUAGUCAAAAAAAAGGGCAUGCAUUGGCACACAGAGACCAUCAAAUAACAGAGUGGUCAUUCAUUUCGAUGUUGGCUGGGUAACAUUGAGCUAGCGGUAGUGUAAGUAAGCCAUUUAUCGGCUGGGACUAACAAUGAAGUCAGCUGGGAAUAAGGCGCGGCGCAAUGCUAUAACUUAUAUACACAGUCAGCUGGGAAUAGGUUGAGCUGACUGUGAAUAAUAAUAGUGCUAUAAUUAUCAUAAAAAUUAAAACAAAUUAUGCAGCCCAUAAUUCCACCACAUUUAAAAAUAUGCAGUUUCUACACGUCCGGCGACCGGACAAAUAGUUCGGGAGAUAUUCGGGCAAGUCACGUGACCGCCGGACAACUAGUAUGUGUCAUUAUUCCGGCAGAUGUGUCAUGUCACAAGAGGUCGCAGGCAAAAUUACAAAAAAAAAGUCUGUAUCUUGGUUUAAAUCUAUAUAUAUAAUUCGCCAGCAAAGGUCAAACACCACCACCACCAUAUAUAUAGAUAAUGAGUUCACUACCGCGCAAAAUAUAAUUCCCGAUAACUACGCUAAAUCAUUUAUAUUUUUUUAAUAAUGCAACUUCGUUUGGUGCAUAAUAUUUUUUCGAUAAUGAAAUCGUCUCAAUUUAAGUAUGGGAGUAUUGUGUAAAUAAAAUAUUUAUUUUAAAAAUGAUCCCUCUGUAGUUCGAGCAGGAGCUUAAGUCUCCCUUCUUUGGGAUCUUGAUAAGGUAUCCCUCUUUCCAAUCGGAAGGAACUUGCUCCUCUUCCCAUAUCUUCAUAAACAGAGGGUGUAGCAUUUCCACACUGGUUUCCAGGUCCGCCUUCAGUGCCUCUGCUGGGAUGCCAUCAGGUCCCGCAGCCUUUCCAUUUCUGAGUUGUUUAAUGGCCCUGCUAAUCUCUUCUUUGGUGGGACUAUUACAGUCAAUUAGCAGGUCAUUAUCGGCUGGUUGGAUAUCUGGUGGAUUUCUUGGUUCAGGCCUGUUCAGGAGCUCUUCAAAGUGUUCCUUCCAUCUCCCUCUCUGUUGCUCCUCACUUGGUAUGGUGUUUCCCAUUUUGUCCUUCACUGGUCUCUCUACCUUGCUAAAUUUCCCUGACAGCGUCUUAAUGGUAUCAAACAGUUCCCUCAUGUUCCCCUGGUGAGCUGCAUCCUCUGCUUCUUUAGCAAGAUUAUCAACAAAUUCCUUCUUGUCUCUCUUGAUGCUUUUCUUAACUUCCUUAUUUGCAUCUGCAUACUCCUUCUGGGACUUGUUUUUCUGUGCUCGGGUGCGGCUGUUAUUCACUUCUGAUUUCUUUCUUUUCCUUUCUUCUAUUUUAUUCAGCGUACCUGCUGUCAUCCAUUCUUUGUGUGCCUUUUUCCUGUUUCCUAGCACUUCUUGACAUGUUGACUGGACUGUUUCUUUCAUGCUUUGCCACUUUCCUUCGGUGGUUUCAUCUUCAAGUAUUUCUUGUAGGACUUGGAACUUAUUGAAUAGUGAGAUUCUGAAUUCUUCCUUUUUGGCUUGGUCCUUCAGGAGGGAGGUAUUAUACCGAGUCCUGUAUGCUGUUUGCUCGGUAUAAUGUCUCUUUAGUUUUAAUUUCAUCCUGGCCACAAGAAGAUGGUGAUCUGAGGCAAUAUCAGCUCCCCUCUUAACACGUACGUCUUGGAGAGAUCGCCUGAAUUUUUUACAAAUACAUACAUGGUCUAUUUGGUUCAUCGUUCUCAUGUCCGGAGAGACCCAUGUAGCUUUGUGAAUCCUCUUGUGCUGGAAAAUGCUCCCCCCUAUGACCAGGUCAGCUGUGGCACAUAGGUCCGCAAACCUCUCACCAUUGUCGUUCAUCUCGCCUAUCCCUUGCUGUCCCAUAACCUCUUCGUACCCUGUGUUGCUAUUGCCGAUCUUGGCAUUAAAGUCUCCCAUGAGGAUGACGAUGUUCCUCCGUGGGCGAUUCUGGACUAUGGUCAUUACUCUAUUGUAGAAUUCUUCUUUGUCUCCUUCAUCACUUUCAUUAGUUGGUGCGUAGCAUUGUAUAACAUCUAGGUUGAUGCUACGUUUCUUUGUUCGAAAGGUUGCUAAAAGAAUUCUAGGUCCAUGGGCCUCCCAUCCAAUGAGUGCUCCUUGUGCUGCCCUUGAUAGCAUCAUAGCAACACCCAGGGUAUGUGGGGCAUUGUCUUCUUCGUGUCCCGAAAAUAUCACCAUCUCUCCUGAGAUUAAUCUCUUCUGUCCCCAUCCAGUCCAUCUUGCUUCACUAAUUCCGAGAAUGGUGAGCUUAUAGCUCCUCAUCUCAGCGGCUAUUUGUGCCGCUUUACCAGCCUCGUACAUGGUGCGGACAUUCCAAGCGCCAAUGACGGUGGUAGUCCUGGUAGAGAUGAUGGUUGUCGGCUUAAUAGCUUCCAGGUUUCGGCUUUCACUAUUAGGCGUCAUAUUUUCCUCCUCAAGGAAUCCAUCCUCUCCCAGGACUGAAAUGUCUUUUGUUACUCUUUUCGGUGCUUUUGUAACUAUGAUUUUUUACAUGGCAGGGUUGUUGGCCUUGCGCACAACCACUUGGGGGGUUGCCCCUCACAGCUCAAUGGGUAGCUGCCUUUGUUCGGGUUAGGUCCCUAGCCUUUGUGGAUCCCUCCACUUCCUACAAGGCAGUAGGGCUGAUUUUGGUCCGCCCCGGGUAUUUUAUUUCCCCGGUACCCUCCAUAUCUGGCGGGCUUUCCCCUAUCCGCCGGCUGGGGAGGCGCUCGAUAGAAGAUCAGCAUCUCCCACGAGAAAUUAUUGGUAUGCUGAAACUGAAUGAAUUAGUAGAAGUCUUACUUUGACAAAGAAUGCCCUUUCCUGUCUUAGACUGUUAUUACAAAGGUUGAUAAGUAAAUGUUCACAUUCAUAGUUAACAAUUAUGCAUUUGGCCAGGGGUCUCAAACUCAAAUCAUCCGGAAGCCGCAGAAGGUAGGGUCUGGGUGAGACUGGGCUGCAUCAAGUAUUCCACAAAAAAGCGAUUACAAAUUCAAUAUAGUACAAAUGUGCUUAACCUAUAUUAAUAACAAAUAUAAACAUUAAGGGUUCUCAAAAACUAGGCUUCAAUUUCUUCCUCUAUAGUUUGAAGUUUGGCCCUGAACUUUGAAUUGUUAAAGUUCAUAGUGAAAAAGAGCUUUUCCCACAGACAGGUGCUCCAAAAAAAGGAACAUGAUUCACUUGAACAACCUGGAAAUUCAGGAAAGGUGGAGGGCAAUGCUCUCAUAAAUUGUCCAUGCUUGUCUGUUUUUCCAUUCACUUCCUUGAACUUAGAAUUGCACUGAAGAUCAAACAGCUCCAUUUCAAGCGAAAGUGGAGGUGGGGGCAUCUUUCACAAUGGAGGAGUAAGGGUCAGCAAAAAUUUGAAAAGUGGAUCUGUGUGUUUUGAAGUCUACAAACAUGUGAUCAAAUUCUUCCUGUAGCUUUGCAAUGGCAUAUGAAAACUCACUACUGAAUGGUGUGCCCAAGUCCAUGAGUACUUUGCAUGUUUGGAAAUAGUAGAGGUUUCUCUAAGAACCAUAACACAAGUUUUGUGCAGAAUGCCCUGACAUUGUCAUUGGCAAUACUGACAAGCUACUCCUUUUCUUGUAACUUCUUGUUGAGUAAAUUCAGCUUCUGUUUAAUGUCGACUAGAAAAGCCAAGCCCAUGAGCCAUUUGGGAUCACUUAGUACAGGAACAACCACCCCAUCCUUCUCCAUGAAGGCUUUAAAUGCUAAAAUGUAUUCAAGCAGUAGGCAAGAGCAGACAAUAUUUAUAAAUUAUUGAUGCAAAAGAAGAUGCUAUUGUAGGGAGAAUGAAUUUUGAUUUUUUUAUCAUAGAAAAAGCCUUUUUGACCAACCCUAUAUUGAAAAGUGACCAAGCUGACAUGCUCAGAAUUUCCCUCACUCGUAAACAGAAGCUGCACUAUUAAGAAGGAUUCCUUGAUACAGUGUCAGAUUGCUACGGUUUAUACAAUUAUGUUUGUGUAUUGCUCACUGACUUUUUAAACUUUUCUCAAACCGCAUUUCGGCCAUGUAUGCCUCAUAAAAUGCUAUAAAAUACAAACUUUUAGUCCGAUUUUAAAACAAUUUUCACCAUUAUAAUCAACGUCCAAAUCUAUACAAACAUAAUACAAAUUAGAAUUAUUAUAUAUCAUUAUAGAUGUGAGAAUGGGGAAAACGCGCGGGCCCCAUUAACACUAAACUUUGCUGUCAUGUAGCGGGUCCCAAAAUAUUGUCUUGCGGGCCGCAUAUUGCCAGCGGACCGCGAGUUUGAGACCCCUGCAUUAGGCCUUAUACUAAAAUAUAAUAGGCUAUCCUUAUCAGUAGUAGCAGAUGAGUAGUCAGUGUCAGUAUCAGAGGGAAAUAUCUUCAAAAAUAAUAUUUUACUUAUUUUACUUUUUAAAAAUUUGGUACCUACAGUUGCAUAUCAUAAUAUAUAAUAGGUCUAAAAUAUGCCUUAUUAUUUAAAAAAAAAAUUGCUGCUUUAUUGCCCUUGCUAUUAUUUUUCAGACUUUUCCUUUCUCUAGAAUGGGGGUCCUCAAAUUUUUUAAUGGAGGACUAGGUCACUGUCCCUCAGACACUGUUGGUAGCUGUACCAUAGUUUGAAAAAAAAAUUGAACGAAAUCAUAUGCACAAUAUAUCUUAUUUUUAGUGCAGAAAAACAGGAGCAAACAAUGUAUUUCAAAUAUAAUUAGGACAAUUUGAAUCAACAUAAACUUACAACUUUUUAAAUGGGAAGGACCGGCUUGCUUUUGACAAAAGGUCGUCAAUGUGCGGUUCCAUAUUUUUCACUGCUGCCCGGGACCAACUUAUAUAGAUUUCCUUUAACUUUGGCAACUCAGUUUAAAAAAGCAUGUUCAAAUCUUGAAAGAAUAGUCAUCAAGAUGACUAAACCUUGUUGAAAGGCUGGAUAGUACCCCCUGAGGCAGUGACAAGACCACACUGUCAGCGGUACGUAGUAUAUGUGCAAUCAGUGAAGGAAUGCAGCUUUUUGCAACAGUCAAUUUGCAAGACAGUACUGGACUCUCUUAGAAAAUUACAUAUCCAAGCAGUCCAUUUCAUCACUGGAGGUCUAAGAUCUACCUGAACAGCAGUGUGCCAAAUUCAUACUAAUAUUGAGCCACUAAAUCUUAGAAGAGAGGCAGCAGUUAUCAAGAUAGUUGACAUGUACAGAAGGCUAGACAAGCAUCUAAAUUGACAAAUGUUUGAAAAAUGGAGACCAAACCAUAGAAUUAAAACAAAAAUCUAUCUUAGAUGUGGCCUCUGAAAUCAAAGAGAAACACCACCUGACAAAGAAGACUUGCACGUUAUACCUAAAAACCUAUCCCAAAUGAACAUUUACAAAUGGCUUAUAUCAAAACAGACAUAAUUGAAAAGAUAGAAAGUUACAGACAACCUAAAUAUGAUAGCUUCAGAAAAAACAAUAGCAUCCUACCCAUAGGAUGUAAUUCAAAUAUACACAGAUGGGUCAGCAUUCAAAAGAGCCCUACAGGCAGGCUAUGCUGUACAAAUUGAGUCUCCUCACCAAUCAUAUAUUGAACUCUCCAACCCAUGAUAGGCAAUCUGCAGUAAUUAUGAGCCAGAAGUGACUGCUAUUGAAGCAGGGUUACACCACCUAUCUGGAAUCUUCAUAGUUUAUCCCAGCUAAAAAAAGAAAUGUUAUCUUAUCCAAAUGUAAAUCAAUACUUAUGGCAGCUGAGCAUCAAGAUCUCACAAAAAUAAUAGUAAAAUCACUACUUCUGAAAAUAAACCCCUUCCUCGAUACCUAAGCAGUCAAACUAACAUAACAGUGGAUACCAGAACACCACAAUAUACCAGGACAGGAAAUGAAAGAGCAGACAAACUAGCAAAACAGGGAGCAUCCAAUGAACAGCCAAACACAUCACUCAACACAGUGCAAAGCAGAUUAUCAGAGCUAACACAACGGUUCAAUGGAUGUGCUAUGGGCUCAACAGGAAGAUGUGUUUUCACACACACAUGCCCAGACCCCAAAUACACAAACGGGUCUUAAUAUUUUGCCUGUACACAUGACACAAACAACUUAAUACCGCAUAAAACCAGAUGAAGCACCAAUGUGCCUACUUUGCAACAUCCAAAUGAAACCUCUUUCACUGCCCAACAUUGCACCUAAACUAUUUACCAAAAUACCUUAAUACACCAACAAAGAACAGCUGUAGAGAGUGUGUACAUUCUUCACAGUGCAAUAUGCCCAAAUGGUUACUGGAUCUACAUAAUGAUGAUCUACCUGGGCACAUCAUGAUCUUGCCUGCAGGCUGUAUUUUGAGGAUGCUUGCUCAAGAAACUUUUAUAAUUUAUUGAAGUUGAAAUAUUGUUUCUUGUGAAAUAUUGUUUCUUGUAUUGUUGAAUCACUUGAAUUUGCUUAACAAUUAUAUAUAUAUAAGAAUGAGGUAGGCUGAUCACAACGCCAAAGAGACAAAGCGAUUUAAAUACGAUUCUUAAAAACAGUGAUAGUGAUUUUCUAUCAUUUUAAGGAAAUUGGUAAAUUUAAAUGUGAAAAAAGUAAAAGUUAUCCGCUCUUAUUUUAGUAAAUGUUUAAGUGUUAUUUUUAUAAAUUACAAAUAUAUUUAAAAUAGCAAUAAAGAAACUAUUUUAAGCAAUUUAUCCGAAUUGAAAAUUUAUGGAAAAAAAAAAAAAAAAUUUAAAUUAUGAUUUAAGAAUUACAUCAUAAUCAAAUUUAUAAGAAAGACCCAAGAAUCUUUUUUUUUAUUGCAUUGUUAUUAUUGAGAAUUAAAAUAAUUUUUUUUCAUUAAAUUUACAAAAUUACAAAUAUAUUUAAAAUAGCAAUAAAGAAACUAUUUUAAGCAAUUUAUCCGAAUUGAAAAUUUAUGGAAAAAAAAAAAAAAAAAUUUAAAUUAUGAUUUAAGAAUUACAUCAUAAUCAUAUUUAUCAGGAAGACCCAAGCAUCUGUUUUUUUAGUGCAUUGUUAAUAUUGCGGAUUAAAAUAAUUUGUUUUCAAUAAACUUACAAAUGACGUCAUAGCGGGAAAUGCCUAUUUUAGCCAAAGCUCUAAGUUUCUUUGAUUUAAUGGCAGUGUGUGACAAAACGGAUAUAUGUUUUCCCCUUCUUAAAAGUAAAAUCAAUAAAUAUAAUUGAUUGAAUUGUUAAUGAAACAAAGAAUUUAAGCUUUGUAGUUUUAACAUUUAAUAAGUUUUUACUUUUUUUUUCAUAUCAAAAAUAUAAUUUUAUUAAAUUUAAUAAGAAAAUGCUGUGUCAAUCAGUGCAGUGAAACUCCAUAGCAAAAUAGCAUUUACUAAUGCAUUUACACUCAUCUAAAUAAGAAUAAACCAUAUGAAGUGCAAAUAAAAAUGUGUGUUUGCGCACAUAGUGGGCUACAAUCCCAUGGAUGAUUUUUAUUAUUUAUUAAAAUAUUUGGGGUGGGGGAGGAGAUGGAUAUUUUCACUUUGCCCCAGGCAGCGCAAGAUACGCCUCAGAAUAAAGAAUUGAAUUUGAUAGUUAACCUUCUUAGGUACAUACAUAUCGAGGGUAGGAAAUAGGAUGUUUACAUUAUACAUGGAUAAUAUCUUUAAAUCCUAUGAUAUUACAGUUGUAAAAAAGAAAUGUUACACUUUCUUUUUACAAAUAAACAUGUUUACCAAUUAAGAAAAUCAAUGGCGUUAACAAAACGUGGGUACAUUACAUAGAUACUUUUUAAAGUAAGGAAUAGUGAUGAGUUUUGGCAAAAGCAGGUGGACAUUAUCGCAAAGUGCCUGCCAUUAUUAUCCUGAUAACAUUGGGUGAUAUUUUCUAGUUAAUAAUAGUUUAUUGAGGCCUAAGUAAGUAAAUGAGUCAUGCAAUUUCAAAGUUGUUAUUAAACAGGCACUAGGAGGCUAAAAUGAAACACUCCAAUCCCAGUCAAGGAUCAAGCAUUGAGUACUACAAUGAACUUACUGAAUAAUUUAAUAACAUUACACUUGUGUUAAUCUCUAAAAAAACUCAUACUAAUAAAUAACAUGUAAACCACUGAUUUGAGCUGCAUCUCAAUUUUAUUUUUUUUCAAGAUCAAAUAUUUUCAGAUUAAUGACUUUGGAUAUUUUUAAUUAAUUAAAUUAGACCCAGCUUAGCAGUUUGACUGAAAAGUAGCAGUUUAGGAAUAAUAUAAUAUCUUCUUUCAGAUGUCUGACUAUAUUGCACCAACUGCUGCCAUUAUACUCCCAAAUAUCGGAGGCCUUGCUGGCGGCUUCAUAACAAGAGGCAAUAUUAAAACAUGGUAUGAGGUCAGUUUCAAUCGUCUGGUUUAAAAUUAUUAAUUGCUACCUUUAUCAAUCCAAAUAGUAAUUAGUAAUUCUUUGAUUAAAACCAUAUUAUUUAAUAGUAGUGUACCAUAAAUAAUUUAAUUUCAUUAGGCAAUUUUUAUUUGUGGUGCAGAUUAUCUCGAUUCACUAAAGCCAAACAAGUUUUAAUUUAACUGUUGAAGUGAAACAGUUGAUAUAAAACCAUGCAGCAUGAUUCGUAGGGUUAAUUUCUCCAUAGAUUAAAUAAUGAUAAUAAAUUAUUAAACCUGAUAGCAUUAAAAGUAAUAAUAGUUUACUAAGACAUAGAAUUAUACACACUUCACAACUUUUUUGAUGAUGAACAAAAUUCUUAGAGUAAAAGUUUGAUAUUUAUUAAUAAAAUUACUAACAAAAAAACAUAUCCAACUGAAACUAAAAUCAGAAAGUAAACCGUAGCUCUAACAUAUUGGCAUUGGUGAAACUUGAAUUUAUAUAGGCUCAGGGAUACCCUCUUCCCCUUUCACAUUUAUUGUUAAGAUUGCAGAGAGAUGCUUAUAUUCAUAUUGUUGAUUUUUUUGUUUGUUUUAACUUUCAGAGGGGUUGUAUUUGGUUAAUAUUAGGUGUAAGUUUUGAUUAAAAAUAACACCCAAAGUUUUCCCUACACACCAGUUAAAGGAACUCUGAUUCAUACUCAAAUUCAGCAAAUAUCAAAACCUUAACUUAAAACAUGGUACUUGACAGAAAAUGUGUUUAUUUCUUUCAAUAAAGAUAAUACAAUGUACAAUAUAUAUGUCUUGAACAUUUGAACUAUAUCAUUGAUAAUAUACAACAUUUUAUAAGUAUUUCAUUGCUGGUAGUCAUUUUAUGCUUUUGAAUUAGUAAAUUUAGUAAUAUUAGGUUCAGAAGAAUCAAUGUCAAUGUUCUUUCAGGGUUUGAAAUUGCCUUCAUGGCGUCCACCCAACAGAAUUUUCCCACCUGUGUGGACCACACUUUACUGUACAAUGGGCUACGCUUCCUACCUGGUCUGGCGUGAUGGUGGAGGAUUUGGUGGGGAUGCUGCCUUGCCUCUUGCUGCAUAUGGCACACAGCUGGCUCUGAACUGGGCUUGGACACCGAUAUUUUUUGGUGCACACAGUCUUAAAUGGGUGAGCGUUACUUAUGAGCUUUUGUAGCAAUUUUACUCUUCAGGAUACGUAAGCCCAGCAUAUCACCGUUUGGGGGGGGGGGGGAGCGUUUGGCCCUCGCAGUUGCCUUUGCUUUGGAUCAGAUCUCAAUCAUUUAUAAAUCUCCUUUCUGACUGUAAGGCAGCAGUUGUUGAAGUUUUUGCUAUCACUGGGGUCAGCUGCUGAUCCUGAAUAGAAUAGAAAUUGUGCAACUUAUCCUUUGUGAUAACCUUAAAAAUGAGAGAUGGUCAAUCUCUUAGUGUGUUUGCUAUGUUUGUUUUAAUCUUAAGUUUGAGCAAAAACAGGGCUAUCCCUCAUUUUUAAACUCAACUCUAGCAUAUAAGUAGGUAUUUAACAAUCAUCGUACCUGCAUUUUUAAUCUAAUCAGAUUUUUAAAUUUACUUAUUAAUUUUAGUCAUUUAAAUCAAUCAAAAGAUAUAAAUACUUCAUUAAAUUCUUCUGCAUGAAAUUAGCCUUUAAAAAGAUAUAAUAAAUAUUCACAGUAAUAAAAAACCUUAUCUCAUGGCAUCUCCUCUAGUUUUCUUGGUCGAUAAAGGUUGCUUCAAUCUAAACUUUAAAUACAACAUUAACUCUUGACCCUCUGGCACUUGAAUAGUUGAUGCAAUUUUAAAAAUGUUACAAUUUUUUGUAUUUUUAGGGCUUAGUGGAGAUUGUUGCCUUAUGGGGGAGCAUAGCUGGAACCAUCUACCUAUUCCAUGGUGUAAAUGAGACAGCAGGACUUCUCUUACUCCCAUAUCUUGGUUGGGUCUCAUUUGCCACCGCCCUUACAUUCAGGAUCUGGAGGGAUAAUCCAGAGAAAAAGGAUUAAGGAGGAAGAAAUUCAAAUCUCAAUUUUUGUAGUUCACCAUUGCUAGAAUUUUUUAAAGCCGAAGGUUUAAUAUUAAUAUGCAUCUUAAGGGUUUUGAGGAGGUCAUUUUGUUUUUAGGCAAUGAAAUGUUUAAUAUUCUUGUUCACAGCAAGGGCUUCAGUUAUAAGAAAGUUUGUUUCAAUAUUUUAACCCAAAUUUAAAAGCAUAUUUUGAUUCUUAUAGAUUAUGGGGACAUAAAUGUAUUGAGUUUAAAAAACAUUUUUUUCCAUCAAUUAUGUCAUGGAUAAGUAAAAAAAAAAAUACAAUUUAUUAACCUUACAUUAAAAAUGUAUGUUUAUUUAUUUCUUUAAUUUUAAUCCUAAACAAUUCAACAAAACCUGGGCACUUCACCUCCCAAUCAUCUUACACCACAUCAAUGAUCAUCUCCAUUUGGGGGAACCCCUGAGCGUUAGGUUUGGCUUUUUUUGGUGAUAAAGAUAUGUUAACUCAUUCCCUCCUGCAAUGCUACUUCUGUACUUAAUUUAUUUGCCCGAGAAAGGGAAGUAACUCCCUUUUGCAAUUGGUUUACAUUUAUAAAAUAUUUAUUUAAGCUGCUAAAUAUUAUCUAAUGUUAAUGAAUUAAGAACAAAUGCAACAAAAAUGAAUAAGGUUUAAUCAAAAUAUAACAUUGGGGAGGGGGAGGGGAAUAAUGAACAAUGACCAAAAAAUCGAUUUUUGGCACCUCGGAGGAACACAUAUAGACGCACCGCACUAAAGCACACGUAGUUUAAAAGUGAAACAAGAAAAAAACUUCCAGUUUUUAAAUUGAAAUCACGCAGAAAUCACGCCAUCGCAGGAAGUUUCGAGAUAUGCGAGAUUUCAUUGCUAUUUUAAAAUAGAAAUGAGAGAGGUGUGUUGCUAUGCGCCGGGACGCAUUUGGAUGCAUCGAGCCAAAGCCCCAAAGGACGCAUUUAGUCGCAAACGUUGGGAAUGAGUUAACAUAUGUCAAUUAUGAAGAAGAAUAAAGGUUAUCCGUAGUUUAUUUAUCUUCUUAGGAAUCUCUUACUUACCAGUUGUAUUUGAUGAAAAGUCAUCAGCCUUAAAAAGCUGUCAUUUUAUGGUUCAAAUAGUUUCUGAUUAGGUGUGGUUUGAAUUGUGUGUACUGAGUUUUAAAGAAUUUUAAAAUAAUUUUUAUUUUUGCAAAUGUUUUUUCAGAAAAUCAAUUUUGUUUUCCUAAAAAUAAAUUGUAGCAGCUUUUCAUUGACUUGCAUGAAAUUUUGCAAUAUACUACUUUUGAAUGAUGUAAUUUUGACAACCAGAGGUGAAAACAUAAAUUUAUUUUAUAUCUAAAGUAUAGUUCGGCUUAAUAUAUUAUUCCUAUCAGCAGAGGAAUUACUUUUUUUUAAACUAGCCACUGAACAUGUAAUUAAAAAAAAAAAUCGUUACCAUUAGAACUUGCUGUUAUCCUUCUUUGCAUUGAACUAAAUAUAGUCAUUCUCUUGUCAUUUCUCCUUUUCAAAAUGUAUGUGAUGUUUUGUCAAUUCUGAAAAAAAAAAUGGAGUUUUGUGAACAAAAUAUUUGAUAAAAGUGUGAAUUUGCUUUUGGACAAAAAUAUAAUUUGAUGAUAUCUAAUAGUUUAACAUUUAAAAAAACAAACUUUUACACAUUCUUAUUUAUAAAUGUCUUUAUAUUGCCUUGUUGUCAUAUAUCAUGUAUCAUUCCGCUCGUUCAAGGAUCCAAAAAAUCAAUGUAUCCAUUGGUAAGGUGCAAAUACUGCAGUUAGACACAUGAAUAUGAAAAAAAAAUUUUUUUCGUUUCCCUUUCUGCCCAUAUGAUAGUUGUUUAUAAUUAGCUUGCUAUGAAUUCAUGAAAAUGGAUAAAUGAUGACCACCAUAUAUUAUUUAAUUAAUUUGUUUCUGUCAUUCUACUUGUAAGACUUUGUCAGCCAAAGUUUGUGUAGACUUGCUCAGACAAUAGAAGUUUAGACUUGAUGCUCUUGAUUAUCUUUGUGUACCAAAUGUUGAUGAGUGAUUUUUUAACAUUGAUUUACAUUCUGCAUUGUAAUCCAGUUUGCUUGUCACUGCAUUGCCAGUCAUUUUAUUGUUUUGAUUUUUUUGUUUGUGGUUUCCAUUCAUAUUUUACAAUAUGAAUGACAACUUUGACUGCUAGUUGAUGUGGACUUUACUCUAGAUGUUUUAUCUUAUUGCUUGGAACAGAUUGGAGAGCCUGGAUGUCUUAAAUGCAUUUCAAUUUCUUGGCCUUUUUACAGUGGCAAAGCUAGGGAUUUGGGGGCCCGGAGGCUUGGCCUCUUUAGGGGCCCCUGCAUUUUGACAUUUGACAUUAUUUAAUGUAAAAAAAAUUUCGGACACUCCUUUGGGGGCCCCCCCUCAAGUAGGGGCCCGGGGGGAAUUUCGAAUUUGGACUCCCCCUCCCCUAGCUACGCCACUCCUUUUUAUUUGCCUGAAAUUAUGUUUUUAUACCAUAACAAAUUAAUAAGAUGAAAUUGAACAAUUUUUGUUAUCUUUAAGAAUUCCAGGAACAAUGACCCUAAAAACAUUAGAGUUCAUGUAUAUUAUGUCCCCUGAGAUCACUUUGAGAAUAUGAAAAGUAAUAAACGAAGAUGCAGAAAGCUGUGAAAUUGAACAGCAGAUGACAAAAGUUGGUGAAUUAUUUACUAUUAGAUUCCUAGAUUUUUGUCACUCUUAUUUCAGCAUGUUUGGAGUACUUUCUCUUUGGUUAGUUUUUAGAACUAUUUAAACAGAAAUGUAGUCUUAGAUUGUCGAAUGUAAAGAUUUAAUUUUUAUUAUAAAUGGCCUAUGUUUGAUUAGUUCAUUUGUAGUGUAGUAAAUUGUAUUGUUUUAUUCAGCUUCCUUAUUGUUUGACUGUGUCUUAAUACCAACAUAGUCAAAAAUUAGAUUUGUUAGACUUGUGUAGACUAGUCUAUCAGCACCAGGAGUAGAUAUAAUGAUUAUCUUCAGUAUUAGCCAGCAAACAUUGGUCAUUGCUCUAGUACUAUGCUAUUAAAACUUGUUAAUUUCACCACCUGUGCUUCACUCCGUAUCUUCCAAGUGCCCAUAUUAUUUAUUUACUAGUUCUUUGGAACUUUUUGCAUGUGAUGUAAUGUAGUUUCUGGUCAGCAAUAAACAUUUUUUGUACAACAGAAUUCAAAUUUCUUAAUCAAUGUAUGCUCCUUGUCAAGGCAAAUUUUCAUUAAAUAGUUUCUGCUUAUUAAAACAAAAAAUCCUUGUUAAUGGUUGUAGGGACUAGCCUAGUACUGG